AUGGCUAUGCCACAGCACAAAAGCUUUUGUAUUCUUGAGCUUGCGAAGUGUAAUUCCGUGAUUACAGUGCAAAGACGUUUCCGGUUGAGGUACGAAAUUGAUCCUCCGAAUGGAUGGAACAUUCGCAGAUGGUACCGUCAGUUUGUUGACACAGGUUGUGUAUGUAAAGGAAAGAGUCCUGGCCGACCUCGUGUAUCUGAAGAAAAUGUCGCACGGAUUCAAGCUGCUUACCAACGUAGCCCUUCAAAAUCAACACGUCGUGCCAGUCGGGAAUUGCAGCUGCCUAAAACAACAGUUUGGCGUGUUUUGAGACGCAGGAUUGAUACUUCUAAAAUAGGAUUUAAAAUAUUAAAAAAUACAUGUGGGAGGUAUUCAGUAUUCAGUCAAAUAGCAAAACAGGCUGAAUACCGAAUAGUAACCGAAUAUUCGUUGCAUCAUUACUCAAUAUACAUUAUUUUUCGAACUGCUGUUGAAAAUUUGCAUCCCUCUCCAACAGACACGUGUUCUUUAUAUUUAAAUCAUGCUACAAUAGCUGCUUUACCUUCAAAGUGUUCUCGUCAUAAUACUCCAUCUCAAUCUCAUUCAAUCACUAAAUUAGUAAGAAAUUGCACAGUUGGUGUGGAUGAAUAUAUAGUGAUGAUAUGUGAAAUGACUGAUGCAUUUGCCUCAGCAUGUGCCAUUGCCCGUGCCUUUCCUCUUUAUUCCCGAAAAUCUGCAUCUUCUUCUUCUUCAUUUACUGUAACUGUUGAAUUUAUUAUAGUUACAAAUGGAAAUGAUAAUCAAAAUUUAACUGAAAAUGAUAUUCAAUGUCUGUCAACAGCAACUGAAGGAAUACGUUUAGCUGCACGUAUUGUAGAUACUCCAUGUAGUGAAAUGCAUACAAGUACAUUUUUAGAGGAAAUUAAAACUGUGGGUGAAGCUCUUAAUAUUAUACCUACAAUAAUCCAAGGAAAUGAUUUACUUGAACAAGGAUUUGGUGGUAUUUAUGCUGUGGGAAAAGCUGCUGAACAUGCACCUGCACUUGCAGUUUUAAGUCAUAUUCCAGAUCAAGCUACUGAAACAAUUGCAUGGGUUGGAAAAGGAAUUGUAUAUGAUACUGGAGGUCUUUGCAUAAAAGCUAAGACUGCUAUGCCUGGAAUGAAAAGGGAUUGUGGUGGAGCUGCAGCUAUUUUAGGAGCAUUUUAUGCUGCUGUAAAAAUGGGUUUUAAACAAAGGCUACAUGCUGUAUUUUGUUUAGCUGAAAAUGCAGUUGGUCCUAAUGCACUUCGUCCAGAUGAUAUUAUUACGCUUUAUUCUGGAAGUACGGGUGAAGUGAAAAAUACAGAUGCAGAAGGAAGACUUGUUUUAGGAGAUGGGGUAGCUUAUGCUCACAAAGACUUACAAGCAAAUGUCAUUUUGGAUAUGGCAACACUAACAGGUGCUCAAGGAACAUGUACUGGAAAGUAUCAUGCUGCUAUUUUAACCAAUGCAGAAAGUUGGGAAAAAGCUUGUACUGUAGCUGGGCAAAUGUCUGGUGAUCUUGUUCAUCCUAUUCCAUAUUGCCCUGAACUACAUUUUAGUGAAUUUUCUAGUAGUAUUGCUGAUAUGAAGAAUUCUGUAGCUGAUCGAGGUAAUGCACAGCCAUCCUGUGCUGGAUUAUUCAUAGGAGCACAUUUAGGUUUUGAUUAUCAAGGUGUUUGGAUUCACAUUGAUAUGGCAUCAUCUGUUCAUUGUGGUGAAAGAGCUACUGGUUAUGGAGUUGCUUUGUUAAAUGUUCUAUUUGGCCACAUGUCAAAUAACCAACUAUUAAAUUCCCUUUCUCCAUCAUUUGAAAUGAAUGGGCCUAAAAUUGAAAGUGCUAGCAAGAAAAUUAAAUUAAAAUAAUUUAAAUAUUAUUAUACAAAUGAAAUUAUUUUAAGUAUUUUGUAAUUACAUGUAAAAGUGUAAUCAUUUACAAAUUUUAAAUAUUUUAUAGAAUUAUAUGACUUUCUUUUGUACAGAUAUUAGAUUAAUAUGAAAUAUUGUAAUGUAUUUGAUAAGCACAACAUUUUAUCAAAAUGCACUAAACUGUUUUCAAAUAAGUUUUAUAUGAACUUAGUAGAAAGCACUAACUAAAUUAUGAUCAUGUAGAUUGAAUUUAUAUUAUAAUAUCAAAACCUUAAUAGAAUAGUAUCUUACAAACAGUUAUAAUAAUAAUAAUAAUA
Messenger RNA from Centruroides sculpturatus (bark scorpion), 2183 nucleotides. Its product is annotated as probable aminopeptidase NPEPL1. Gene Ontology annotation, cellular component: cytoplasm. The coding region runs from base 1 to 1863 and encodes 620 amino acids. Gene Ontology annotation, biological process: proteolysis. The transcript is spliced from 14 exons. The record is from RefSeq and is a predicted model, not a curated record. NCBI's taxonomy places the organism in Eukaryota, Metazoa, Arthropoda, Arachnida, Scorpiones, Buthidae. Gene Ontology annotation, molecular function: metalloaminopeptidase activity; manganese ion binding.